Molecule: messenger RNA, 2325 nt
Organism: Eimeria maxima
Lineage: Eukaryota; Apicomplexa; Conoidasida; Eucoccidiorida; Eimeriidae
Product: prolyl-tRNA synthetase, putative
Exons: 16
Coding region: 1-2325 (774 amino acids)
Biological process (GO): prolyl-tRNA aminoacylation
Cellular component (GO): cytoplasm; aminoacyl-tRNA synthetase multienzyme complex
Molecular function (GO): aminoacyl-tRNA deacylase activity; ATP binding; proline-tRNA ligase activity
Source: RefSeq, a predicted model, not a curated record
AUGACAGCCCAAGAAGGUCCGACGCAGCAGCAGCUGCAGCAGGAGGAGACCCUUAAGGAGUCCCUAAGAAGUGCAGGUAUCUCCUUCAAGGCACACAGACACCCGAAGGCGUGCACAGUGGAGGAGUUAAUUACAGCUGUUGGUCACUUGGGAAUCCCCGUAUGCAAGAAUCUUUUUCUGAAGGACAAGAAAGGCAGCUUGUUCCUCCUUACGGCUCUCCACGACUCGCCGACCCCCCUGAAGGGCCUAAUGAUGAAGCUGGGUGUGCAGAAGCUGCGGCUAGCCGAUGAAAAAACGCUGGAGGCAUCCCUGCUGGUGCUGCCGGGAUGCGUCACCCCAUUCGCCAUUCUUAACGACGAGAAGAAGGCGGUGACCUUCUUGCUGGAUGCGAAACUGAAGGACAGCGAAAAAAUGGUCUUGGUUCACCCACUUCACAAUUUUGAAAGCCUUGAGAUCGCCGCCAGGGACAUCAUCUCCUUCCUCAUCUCCAAAGGCGUCGCAAUCGAUUUCGUUGAUUGUCAAGGCUCAAGCUCUCUUGCUGCCUAUAUAUUGACCCUGCUGGCUGCUGGUAGUAGUGGUGCUGCUGAUCCGCACUUGCUGCACUCGCCAGCAGUCUACACUGCUUCCGCCGAGCUGCAGGCCCUUUCAGAGGCUCCUGCUGAAAGCUCGAACGGCGCCGCAGCUGGCAAGAAGUCGGGUGUUGCAGCUAAGAGCACCAAGGAGGAAUCGCAGCAGCAGGAGGCCACGCUGGGAAUGACAGCCAAGAAAGCUACGAACUUUGCGGAGUGGUACACCCAAGCCAUCGUGCGAGGAGAGCUAGUUGAAUAUUACGACAUUAGCGGGUGUUACAUCAUCAGGCCCUGGGCCUACAGGAUGUGGGAGGUCGUCCAGCGCUUCUUCGACGAUAGCAUUAAACGCCUCGGAGUAGAGAACUGCUACUUUCCCAUGUUUGUCUCGCAAGCCAAGCUGGAGAGGGAGAAAGACCACGUAGAGGGGUUCAAGCCGGAGGUUGCAUGGGUCACGCACUAUGGGGAGUCUGAGUUGCCCGAAAAGGUUGCCAUUCGUCCCACAAGCGAAACAAUCAUGUACCCCGCAUAUGCCAAGUGGAUUCGAUCCCACAGAGACCUGCCACUCAAACUCAACCAGUGGAAUAAUGUCGUCAGAUGGGAGUUCAAGCAGCCCACCCCGUUCCUGCGCACGAGGGAGUUCCUGUGGCAAGAGGGUCACACCGCCCAUGCCAGUGAGGAGGAAGCCUUUGCCCAAGUCCUCGACAUCUUGGAGUUGUACAGACAGUGGUACGAGGACUACCUGGCGGUACCUGUGAUAAAGGGAGAAAAAAGCGAGAACGAGAAGUUUGCUGGCGGGAAGAUGACGACUACCAUUGAAGGAAUCAUCCCAGAAACAGGCCGAGGCAUUCAGGCUGCCACUUCACAUCUACUCGGGCAAAACUUUUCGAAAAUGUUCGGCAUCGAAUUUGAAGACGAAAAGGGGGCAAAGCAGCUGGUGCAUCAGACGAGCUGGGGCUGUACUACGCGCUCUUUGGGUGUGAUGAUUAUGACUCAUGGUGACGACAAGGGCCUGGUACUUCCUCCGCGGAUUGUCGCUGUCCAAGCCGUCAUCAUCCCUAUCAUCUUCAAGGAGAAAGGAGGAUCUGAGAUCGUUGCAAAGUGCCGUGAGCUCGAGAAAACGCUUGCAGCAGCGGGCGUGCGUGUAAAGGUGGACGACAGGACUAACUACACUCCGGGUUGGAAAUUCAAUGACUGGGAGCUGAAAGGUGUUCCUCUCAGACUGGAGAUUGGCCCACGAGACGUGGAGAACUGCCAAACCCGAGUGGUCCGUAGGGACACCUCCGAGGCGCGGAAUGUCCCUUGGGCGGAGGCGGGAUCGACAAUCCCAGCUAUGCUUGAAACCAUGCAGAAGGACCUCUUUACCAGAGCAAAAGAGCGAUUUGACGCUUCCAUUGAGAAGAUAACGUCUUUCGAAGAAGUAAUGCCGGUUCUUAAUAGGCGGCAUAUUGUUCUUGCUCCAUGCGAAUGUUGCCGGACUUUUGUGGGGCGGUCCAGGUGUGAAGACCCGGAUACAGAGACUCAGAUCAAAAAGGAAACCCAACGCCUAUCUGAGAUGCAGGCUCGUGAGAACACAGAGGGCAUGACGGGAGCAAUGAAGUCCCUGUGUAUCCCCUUCGAGCAACCUCCCAUGCCAGAGGGGACGCGCUGCUUCUUCACAGGCCGGCCAGCGAAGCGCUGGUAUUUUGGCCGCGCACACAGCGCUUGCGGUGUUGUUAAAAUCAAGGCCGCUGGUGUCAGCGACAGGGCCUGCGCGUAG